Messenger RNA from Aureobasidium melanogenum CBS 110374, 1605 nucleotides. RefSeq lists its product as uncharacterized. The coding region runs from base 1 to 1605 and encodes 534 amino acids. Lineage: Eukaryota; Fungi; Ascomycota; Dothideomycetes; Dothideales; Saccotheciaceae. The transcript has a single exon. The record is from RefSeq and is a predicted model, not a curated record.
AUGGUUCCAACACACUCACAGGCGAUACCUUCUGGCGGUGGUAAUGUUGCCGCCGCGUUUCGCGCCAAUCCACCUGGUAAAGGCCGCCAUCACAGAGACUAUGACUUUGUCCCUGUCAGCCCCAGGCCUCCUGACUACACUGAGUCUGACCUCGCCACGCCUCGUAACAACACGAAAAGAAAGAGAAAUGCCGAUUUCGAUCAAAAGCGCCUGCAGUCUUUCAAAAAGCUCCGUAAAAUCAGAGAUCGCAGUGACCGUCUUUGCCUGCAAUGUGGUAACUACCACAGUUCCCCUUGCUAUGUCCCCUAUUGCAGUGGCUGUGACUUGAAUCACUACCCCGCCAUCCCAUGUUUGGACGCCAUGGAGCAGUUGAAGGAGCGCCUUGAGUUGCAUGCCCCCUCGGAGACAGUCCUCUCCCCGAAGCAGAAGUACAAGAAGAAUUCGACAGCAUCACCAUCAUUGCCCUUGCGCUUUCGUGACGAAACCCACGCAUCAUCAAUCUUGUCUGAUCUGCAAGCUCCCACGUCCUUGCUCAAAUCAGCUUCACAAUCUCCUAUCAACAGACAACAGAAAGAAAGUCCCAGCAAGCGAACUUGUCUCGUCUGUCGAGAGUGCGGCAGCUUCCACAGAUCAGCCUGCAAAUGGCCCAAAUGUGGACAAUGCCACAAAAAGCAUCACCCAGAGACUCCCUGUGCCGUCGCUGAGGCUCGACUGAAGAGACGUCUAGAAGAAGACGCAAAGCAGGUUCAAGCGAUGGACGAGAUCGAGAAGCAAGAGAAAACUGUGAUUGACAUCAACAACGAGAUGCCACCUACGACUCUUCAAGCUACCGCUCUUAGCCCAGGUCGUACUCUCACCUCCGAAACUGCUGCCAGGAAGCUCAAGAAGGGUACCAGAUUCUGUAGAGACUGUGGUCGCUACCUUAAUAGACCAUGCACCUGGCCCACUUGCGGAAAAUGCAACACAAAACACUUCGAACAGGUUCCAUGCUGGCAAGCCCGCCAAAAUCUACAAAGUCGUCUUGACGAGUUCGAUCGUGGCUACGGCUCUUCCCAGAAGAAGAAGAAGGUUGCUAAAGUCGCGGCCUUGCCUCCCACUACAGAGCCCUCAUUGCAACAGAUCGAGCAUGCCACCGAGCUCGAGCCGGCGGAUCUCGCUGCACCUGUGGCUCUUGCAGUCCCUCCUGAAAUGACUCUCAACUUCGACGAGAACGGAGAAACGUCCUGGUCUCUUGAUUCGAACAAGACCGUUGAUUCUGGUCCACCCCCUGACGACCCCCAGUCUCUCGUAUCUACAGAAUCACAAUUGCCCAAGCAUCACAGUCAUGUUCAUUCGAGCCGCCAAUCUUUCUUCUCCAAGCUCACUGAGCCUGUAGGAUCUGUCCCUGAGUAUCUCGCCGGCACGCUCCCUUCCGGUCACAGGGCCAACGUGGCACCUCAUCUCGUCACCUACGGUGCAUCUCUCGAAGAGAACGUUGAUGCAUUCAUCGCAGGUGUUCUCCAACAUAUGCAUGACAAUGGCAAUGUUAGUGAUGCUUCUGGACAUGCUGAUGUCCCUCAUGAUGUACCUUCGUUCUUGGACUACCUUCGUCGCAAUGAUUCAUAG